AUGCCGCCCGGGUCUGACCGGAAGACCGGCGGAUCCAAACGGAGCUGCAUUCGGUGCAACCAAAGAAAGGUGGGCUGUGAUAAGAAGAGUCCCUGCGGUCGAUGCGCCAAGGCUGGCCUCGAAUGCAUCCAUCCUGGAGAAAAACGCGCCCCACGCAAGCUGAGACGCCCGCCAGUUGCUGAGAUCUUGGCCCACCUCAAGGAAUUGGAGGCCGAAGUUGAGAGGUUGCGCUCGGGCGCGAGGCCAAAAGAGCAGUCGGAUCAAACCUCCCAGCCUGGCACUGAGUCUGGCUCUCGGAGCGACAGAGAGGAACUGGCUACGACUUCUCGCGGUCGGCUGGUCGUUCAGGGCGGACGGACCCGGUAUGUUGGGGAUGAGGCCUCGGUAAUUCUUGGGGAUAAGGUGUGUGAUGAAUCCUCGGAGGAGGACAUUGACCCUCGACUGCGGCCCAGCAAAACCGGCCCAGCCCCUGUACCGUCCAUAGGAAUUUUGGGGUCCGAUCACGCAGCAGCAGGCCGUAGUCCGAGCGCGUCGAUGACGCCUCUGCCAGUAUCCCAGUUACAGGCCCUGUGGGAGAUCUACCGCGUGAACGUAGCUCCUAUGAUUGCCCUUCUGCAUAUACGCUCGAUGGAGGCCAUGAUACAGCAAGCGACACAGGACAACGACAAUCUAGAUUCCGAACAAGGAGCGCUGAUCUCGGCUGUGUGCUUCGCAGCCGUGGUGAGCAUGACCCCACGUCAGUGCAUCUCACUAUUCGACGAACCUCAUGAUGCGUGCAUCGAGAACUACAAACGUGCCACGGAGCACGCCAUAGCAAGGGCGAACCUGAUCAGCACCCAGGACAUACGCGUCUUGCAGGCCGCCACCUUAUUUCUCCUAUGUCUCCGCCGAGGCAGCGACUUGAGGCUUGUAUGGGCGCAAAGUGCCAUAGUCGUACGGGUUGCACAGCGGCAGGGGCUGCAUCGUGAUGGCCAACGCCUGGGCCUGAGUCCCUUUGAGAUUGAGAUGCGUCGUCGACUAUGGUGGCAUAUCUGCAUUCUCGACAUGCUCUGCUCCGAAGACCAGGGCACGGAUACACAGAUUCGGCCGGAGAUGUUCGACACGCAAAUCCCCUCCAACAUCGACAUCGAGGUGAUGGCGCCGGAGUCAGCCACCAUGCCGCUCCCAAGCUUGGGCUUCAGCGAUAUCACACUCUGCAUUGUGCACUGCGAAAUGAUGACCUACCUCUACUGGCCGAGCAAGUCUUUCGACGAGAGGGUCGGUGCGAUGUCCUCGGAGCAGAAGAAAGGUCGAUUGCACGACUUAGAGGCCUAUCUGGAGACCAAGUAUCUACAGCGGCUGGACCUGGACAGCCCGAUACAGUGGAUCACGGCGGUUAUUGCCCGGCUGACGCUGUCGAAAGCAUGGUUGGUGACGCGCCUCACCGCUGCACCCGCGGAACCCACCGCCACCAACGAUGAGAUCUUCCGCAUGGCAGUCGAGACGGUCAAAUUCGCCAACCUGCUUCACAGGGACGUGCGCAUCUCGCAGUGGGCGUGGCUCAGCAAAAGCUACAAGCACCGACACGUCGUGGCAUACCUUCUUUCCGAGCUGUGCAAUCGCCCCAUCUCGCCC
Molecule: messenger RNA, 1614 nt
Organism: Aspergillus uvarum CBS 121591
Lineage: Eukaryota; Fungi; Ascomycota; Eurotiomycetes; Eurotiales; Aspergillaceae
Product: Zn(II)2Cys6 transcription factor
Exons: 2
Biological process (GO): regulation of DNA-templated transcription; DNA-templated transcription
Molecular function (GO): DNA-binding transcription factor activity, RNA polymerase II-specific; DNA binding; zinc ion binding
Source: RefSeq, a predicted model, not a curated record